Darwinula stevensoni is the source of this 1974-nucleotide messenger RNA. The record is from the annotation of a GenBank genome assembly. Lineage: Eukaryota; Metazoa; Arthropoda; Ostracoda; Podocopida; Darwinulidae.
AUGGACCUUGAAGAGUGGGGAGUUUUUUAUCGAAGCGCCGAGACGGAGGUCCGCACUCCCAUCCAGUUGUUGGCCGUGACGGCCUGCGGCCAGAGAUCGGCGGAAGAGGCAGAGAAGAAAGUCCCACCCGUGGGAAUCAAGCGCUACGUGAACCAGGUGAACAACGACGGCUCUUACACCUACGGCUUCGAGAGCGAGGACGGAACCUUCAAGCUGGAAACCCGGGACAGCCUGGGAAACGUCAAGGGCAAGUACGGCUUCAUCGACGAGAACCAAGAAUUGAAGGUCGUGGAAUAUGCGGCCGGGAACGGGACCGGCUUCGAGGCCAAGGGGAAUUUCAUCCCGGAGAACCCCAACCCCAGUCCUCCUCCUGCCGGUCCUCGACCGCCUCGUCGGGAUGAGAUCCAGAAGGAAUCGUCGAGGCCACGUCCGCAGAAGGUCCCCAAAUCAUUCAUUCUCGUAAAACGAUUCGGAUUCCUUGACCUAUGUGUCUUCCUCCCCACGCCGACACCCAGACCGGCGUCUUCCCGAAACAAAGGACUCAAAAGGCCUGCAUCACCACCGUCACCACCAUCACCUCAACAGAACUCAUUCGACUACGAUUACGAUGACUACGACGGCACCGGAGAGUCACCGUUCGUCGGCGGAUUCCAGCCUCGACCGAGUCCCGUCGGUGGAUUCCGCGGAAAUCCAGCGCUGGGAGGCUUCCCGCUCCCACCUCCGCGACCCGACAGGAACUUCGCCAGGCAGAACUUUCAAUCUCGACCGUCGAGACCCGAAUUCCUUCCGUCGAGGUCCGCUAGACCCAACUUGGACGAACUCCGAGCCGUACCGAUCCGGGAACCGGAUGGACCUGGCUUCCUCGGAGGAUUCGUUCUGCCGCAACAGCUGUUCCGCGCGAACAAUCUUCGGAGUCCGGUCAUCCAAGGUCGUCCGGGGCAGCGCGACGGUUCGCGGGAACUGCAACAGACCCCGAUCUUCGAUCCCAGUCGAGGCGUCUUGUUGCAACAGCUCCUCUCUCAGAACGGAAACCUCGAUCCGCAAUCGUUCCAGCCUCAGGGGAUACCGAUCCCAUUCCAACCGCGACCGGGGUCCGUCCCGCUUCAAUUCCGACGACAGUUCGAGAACCCCCGAUCCGUACCGCUCCGACAGUCGGUUCCGAUCCAGACGUUCGGCGGACAGCAGACGCGGCCCUCCAGACCCGGAGAGAACGGGAACUCCCGACGGGAGCAACAAGCCUUCGCUCCGUCCCGGCCGAGACCCAGUGACGACGAGGAAAGCAGCGACUACGAACUCGAUGGCUUCUCCGAGGACAAGGACCGAGAUGGCUUCGUGGAUCCGCUACCGACGGAUUCCCGGAGAAGACGCCCGGAAGGAAAUAGAGUCCCUUCCGUCUCUCCCCAGUUCCAGUUCACGCAAGAUUUCGGAUCUCAACAGAGUGGCCCAGAAUUUAACGACUAUUGAACGAACUUUAUGAUCGAGACUCGGCUGCUACGAAAACGAGAGUUGGGUCUGUCUGACGAGUCGAAUUCGUGACCUCGAAGGGAAGAAAUGAGAAAGCCGCCAAUUUAAUUAAUCCCAUCGAGAAAAGAAGAGGAGAAAAAAUCAAAGGACAACUCACAUCAUUUCACGAAUGAGCCACCGUCAUAACUUCCGUAAGACGAAAACGAGGUCAUACGUUUAUCUAAAAAUAGCCGUUUCGUUUUCCGUCCAUGGACUAUCUUUGUGAAACCGUUUCGGUGAAGGCACCAGAAAGCGACUCAUCUGUCUGCUUAUCAUCAGCAUGGAAUGAAUGAUCGCAUGAAUAUUACCCAUGCUGUGAUGUCAUCUCAUCUUUCAUACCGUUCUAUCUUUUGUCUGUUGGUUAACAGGUUUACGUUUUUUUUUGCGGCCGUUUGUCCGUGCAUUUUGCCUGUAACGUUCCCUGUAUAUUUCUAUACGAUCGCAAUGAAAUAAAGCGCUAUAUGAAGUUGA